AUGAGUGCUUUUAAAAAGUGUGAGGAACGAAGACUUUCGAAGGCGCCGCCCAGGCACAUAUCGGGCCUGAAGAAACUAUUGAACCAGGACUGUUUUGUUACUGGGUCUGGUCUUUCGGAGUUUGAUGAACUGAUUGUUGAGGAUGUACAUCGUACAUACAUUCGAUACUUUCAGAAGCUUUUUGUGACACAGGGCUUGGUAUAUCACCAUCAUGUUUGCUUCAUAUCAUCGUUGGACCGAAUUCAGGCUUUUCUCAUGGAUGUUCCAGGCAUUUCCCACGCUGGUAUUGAACCCUCUUCCGCCGAUCAAUUGGUAAUUGCUUGGCGAUAUCAAAAUCUUUCCAUCUCGAAUGCGGCUCCUCUUGGAGUAACUAAGAAGUCGCUUUCCAAUCAAUUCGACAUGACCAGUAAUUUGGACCUGGCAGAGUUCGCCUCUGUCCCCACCUUAGCUUCGUGUGAACUUAAAAUCAAUCCAUUUUGCAGCCUGGAAGAAAAUCUUUCCAAGGUUUUAGAACACAUUGAGGAAGUCGUUCGUCGUGAAAAGUCUGCCGUGUGUAGAAUAGGCAAUAGUGUGUUGUUUUCAGUCAUGGAUUCAAUUGCAUCUCCACUGUGGGGUCGACGACCUCGAAACCUCCAGGCAUGUCUUGCCAAUUUCAUUGUGCGUCUGCGCCUCCUCCUUCGUUACUCCUUCCACGUUGUUUACAUCUCUGUCUCAAAGCUGGCACUUCAGGAAUCAGGUGCUGCAUCAAGCUGGAUGAGCUACACCGAUUACGCUUUCGAAGUGACCGGAUUUGACGGUCUAGAGGCUAGCGGUAAAGUGACUGCCAACCCCGUCUAUGAAGAGUAUAAUGGACUCUUGGAAGUUCUCAAGCUUCCCUCAGUUUCCAGACUGAAUUUGGAACCGAUUACGCGUCCUCUCACACUAGAAUGGGCUUUCAAAGUCAAGCGAAAACAGUUCAUCCUAAAGUAUCUGAAUCUUCCACCUUGCAUUUCGGAGACCGCCAGCCGUUCCAGCACCGCUACCUCUCACCCGCAUCGCACUGCAGGUGCUAAUGGAGGUGGUGCUGACUAUUGCCCUAUCAUUCGUAAGAAACCACUUGUUUUGGGCAAAGAAAUGGUACCCGAUGACGUGGUGAAUGAUGGAGGUCAGUUCUACAACACUGGUGGCUACUGGAUGAUUUCAAGUCACCCAAUGAAUGGCGUUUUCCCGAUUAACCGCAUUGUCGACAUCGCCUUUGAUGCGUGCGAGGAGCUCGUGUGGUGUGUCACUGCAACUGGUCAGUUGACAAGCUUCUACGGUGGCACACUGGAGCAGUACACUACAGCACCGGUAAUUCCAGUGGGCUCAACAGUGACUGAUGGCUCUCCGCAGGAGUGUGAGCUCAGAUCCGUCUUCCCCUCACCACGAUACACUGAACGAAUAGUCUACAUGCUGGCAAGAAAUGCCAUCUUUGCCUAUUCCAAGUUUUGCCGACCUAUCGGUUAUUCUACAACAGAGAAGAUGCAGGCGCUGGAGUGUAUGACGGCGUGUAGGGGCACGCCCUGUGCUACCUCGCCCAACGACUCGGCUGAUUUUGAUCGCUUCUUCUGUGGGGGUCUACAGCCAGAGGUGUUCGAGCUGGACGCCGUGAGCGGCGCUAAUUGGGGUUCUCUCAUCCGCACUAUCCACGUGGGAGACGAAGGAGCCGUCAGCCUAAAACCCUUUGCUUUUGGUCUCUGUGCUGCCAAUACUACCGGUCAGGUGAAGAUAAUUGAUCCGCGCGCGGUUGAGGGCGUGGUGCGCUCCUUUGAGGCACAUUCGGGCGAGAUAUCAGAUAUGUCAAUUCUCUUCGAUGGCUUCACCCUCGUUACCUGCGGCUGGUCACGCAAGCUUAAUGGGUCCCUUCGUAUUGAUCGGCUAGUUAAUGUGAGCCUCUUUCUCCCCACCAAAACGGAUCCUUUUCCCUACACCAUCUCCGUUACAAGGAAUGUGUAUGACUUGCGGUUUGGGCGCUAUCAAGCGCCACUAUCGACCGUAGUGGAUCCCAGUUUCUUGGCGACAGUUGGACCCAUGCAAAGAAUCAUGGUUGCCUCCCAGUCAGGAGCCUUUCAGCCUCUUGAAUUUGAGGCACCCAAUCUGGACCCAGAGAGUAUGGGCAACAUCAUGCUCGACUGCUACGAUCGAGUCGUUUCCUUCUGCGUCUCCUCUAACGCUCAGUGUCUUCUCUUUGGUACAGAAGGUGGGAGUAUACACUUGUACUCGACUUCACUAGACUCCUGUCACUUCAAUCACUCCUCAAUGCAGACGGAGUUUGCCUCUCCAUUUGCCGAUGGUCUCAUACCGGCCACUCUGGACAGCCUCUCUCAAGAGGAGGACUACCACCUUCCUGUAACCGGGCACCAUGCUCUUUCACGAAUGGCUGGCAAAAAAUUGAUGCGUAUUGCGAACGCGGCGGUGAAUGCGACUGUGGCUAAGGAAACGGGAUACUCCUUCAUGCGACGGGCCCCACUGAGCAGUAACUACCUGGAGCGCAAGCGUCUGUUCGCCUUCAAUCAUGCUCUCUCCACAGCGUAUCAGCCAAUUAUGGACUUUGAUGACACUAGCGCAUUCACCCUAUCCUCGGUGCCAUUCAUGCUCGACCCACCUGUGUGCAACACUGCCGAGCUCGCUGAGUGGGUAUGUGAAACCACGGGCAUUCGUAGAGACGGCCUCACUUCUGACUGGCCAUCCGACCUCUGUGGUGAGCCCAACCGACCCAUGCGUCCAGUAGACCCUGAGUUGCUGGCGAAGGCUAACAACACGGGUGUUGUCCAGAAACCGCCGGGCAUGGGACCAGUUUGGUGUCCCUACGAUCCUACCCCAGUACCCACGAGUGAUCUCGAGUUAGGGUCGAGACGGAAAAAGCAACUUAGCUAUGUACAAAAGAUGUGCCAAGACGGGGGCCCCUAG
Molecule: messenger RNA, 2928 nt
Organism: Hydatigera taeniaeformis
Lineage: Eukaryota; Metazoa; Platyhelminthes; Cestoda; Cyclophyllidea; Taeniidae
Source: the annotation of a GenBank genome assembly